Molecule: messenger RNA, 912 nt
Organism: Podospora anserina S mat+
Lineage: Eukaryota; Fungi; Ascomycota; Sordariomycetes; Sordariales; Podosporaceae
Exons: 1
Coding region: 1-912 (303 amino acids)
Source: RefSeq, a predicted model, not a curated record
AUGUCUCAACCAAACAAAACGCCCCUCAAACCCCGCGACCCACCGCCAUCCCUCUUCCUGCACCCCUCAGCAGCUCCAUCCCACGCCUCACUCACCAACACUCAACCCCAACCCUCUUCCUCUCACCCACCACCACCACCAGGCAGCUCCCGCCCCGGCUCCUCCCUCCUCCGCACCCCACCAGAACCCUUCAACUCCCCAGGUGUCACCUCGAUAGCCUCCCUAACAUCCCCAGCAACAAUCAACACCACCGCCGCCGCCCCCGGCUUAGGAGGUCUCGCCUCCCCCUUACAACCCGGCCGCAAUGCCGGCGGGUUAGGCAUCACCAACCUCCCCCUUCUCCCCAGGCAAGAGUCCACCCGCGCAACUGAUAGGACAGAUGCCCUAUGGGCAGAGAUGCAAGCCACCCUCGAGGAAGUCGAGCUCUCGGCCAGCGGCGGCACGCGCGUGUUUGGACCUGACCACGAGAGGAAGCUUGACGAGCUGAGGAUGGCGCAGAUUGCGCUUGCUCAGGCGUGGGCGAGGAGUGAGGCUGAUGAGGCGAUCGAGCUCGCUAAGCCGGGGGAGACUACGGCUGCUGCUACGAGUGCUGGGGGGCCGGGGACUCAAGGUGAGGGGGCGAAUACGGAAGGGGGGAAGAGUACAGUUGGAACAGGGAGUGUCCCUCCUGGUGCUAGGCCGGGGAGUAGGAGGGGAGGUGGGAUGGAGGAGGAGACGGAUGUGGAUAUUUUGCUUGCGAGGAAGAGGAGGGAGGCGAAUGAUAGGUAUUUUCAGAGGGUGAAUCAGGGGGUGCUGGAUGUGGUUGCGAAGUUGGAGGAGGUGGCUACGGCGAUGAGGGCGGUGGAGUUGGAGAGUAAGGAGAUUUGGGGGGAUGGGGAAGGAGAGAGUGUUGCUGGGAGUUCAAAGAGUUAA